AGACGUGGCUCAAGGAAAUACCUGGUGGCUUGAGCAGCCGGCCUGUGGUAUUUGCAGUGUUUUACUUAAGAUCAGCGGGCCCGGAACAAGCUAGACUAACUGAAAGGGAGUUUGCUUGAAGCUAAUGGUUCUGUUCAUCGCAAUGUUGGACGAUUUGCCGUUAGAUCUUCACAGCAGCCUAGUCAGUGCUCAGUACAUUUUCUUGGAAGUGAGUCGCAGCUGGACCCCACUUUUCGGGGAACCUGUGGCACAAGGCCAACAGGAGAUGGGCUGUUCCUCGAGCACUGCGGUCGAAGUGAAGACGACGCAGUCCUUGGAAAAGACACGAAAGACGACCGGAGUAAGCCUCUCGAUGAUGUCGACAGGGAUUUCGUGCUCAAUGGUGGAGCUCAAGGGCGGUGAGACGCGACCGCGUGUCGCCCCUGAGUUUUUCUCCCCUUGCAGCCAGGACAGUGGUCCUGCGGUGCGAAAGAUGCAGGCCAAUGACAUGCUGAGUCCGGGCUCUCGCAAGUCAUAUCAGUCGUAUCCAUUCUUGGAAGGUUUGCAAGAGGACAUGUGACGAGAUUGCGUCGGACCCUCCUCGCGAUGCGGCCCUCAGCCAUCGAUCAGCACACUCCCGA
Messenger RNA from Durusdinium trenchii, 620 nucleotides. The record is from the annotation of a GenBank genome assembly. Lineage: Eukaryota; Dinophyceae; Suessiales; Symbiodiniaceae.